GAAUAGGACCCUACGUCACUUCCGGGUUUAUUCGGACGAUAGCAUGGAUGGACAGUUGUAGAAAAAAAAAUCUGGUUGCCAUGAAUUUCAGCUAGCCAGCCACCGACAGCUGUCAGUACGCUUGAGUAAAAUCAUCCAUGUCAAGACACAAGCAGGAUCUUCGGAUUCGUGUGUUGCUUCUGUGUAUAUGUAGGGGCACACCAGCCUGCCUGCUAACCUUCUGUAAAUCGAUCCUGCUGGCUAAGUGACUAGACCAGAAAACCUUGGCACCAUUGUGUGCCAGUUCAGUUCAAGACCCAGGGAUUUCUGAAUCCAGAAGAUGAACGGUCUGUCCAUACGAGAGCUAUGCUGCCUGUUCUGCUGCCCCCCUUGCCCCAGCCGCAUUGCAGCCAAACUGGCUUUCCUCCCCCCAGAGCCCACCUAUGCCCUUCUCCCUGAUCCAGAUCCAGGUUCUGGAGUUGUGCCUGCUUCUGGAUCCAGUUCUGGCGCUGCUGUGCCUUCUCUUGGAGCACCAGGGCUGCGUUCUCGGCUCAGUGCUAGUAGUGGAAGUGAUCGAGGUGGUGGAGCCGGCGGCGGUGGCGGUGGUGGAGGUGGAGGAGGAGGAGGAGGAGGAGGAGGAGGAGGAGGUGGCAACAGUAGCAGCAGUACUGGGGGUGAGGGCAGGUGGAAACUUCAUCUCACAGAGAGAGCGGAGUUCCAGUAUUCCCAGAGAGAGCUGGAUGUGACAGAUGUAUUCCUGACCAGAUCCAGUCGAGGAAACAGGGUGGGAUGCAUGUACAUUCGCUGUGCCCCCAAUGCCAGGUUCACAGUCUUAUUUUCUCAUGGCAAUGCAGUAGAUCUGGGCCAGAUGAGCAGCUUCUACAUCGGUUUAGGCACACGCAUCAACUGCAACAUCUUUUCCUAUGAUUACUCAGGCUAUGGUGUUAGCACCGGCAAGCCCUCUGAGAAGAACCUAUAUGCUGAUAUUGAUGCUGCCUGGCAUGCUCUGCGCUCCCGGUAUGGCAUUAGCCCUGAGAAUAUCAUCCUGUAUGGACAGAGCAUCGGCACGGUGCCCACAGUAGACUUGGCGUCACGGUUUGAGUGUGCUGCUGUGGUCCUCCACUCUCCUCUCACUUCUGGCAUGAGAGUGGCUUUCCCUGACACCAAGAAAACAUACUGCUUUGAUGCAUUCCCAAACAUAGAGAAGGUAUCAAAGAUCCCGUCUCCAGUGCUCAUCAUCCACGGUACAGAGGACGAGGUGAUCGACUUCUCUCAUGGCCUCGCCCUGUUCGAGCGCUGCCCCAAAGCGGUGGAGCCCCUCUGGGUGGAAGGAGCCGGUCACAACGACAUUGAGCUUUACAGUCAGUACCUAGAGAGGCUACGGCGCUUUAUCAACCAGGACCUGGCGGCACAGCAUGCCUGAGAAACAAACAACAGCUUCUCCAAGUUUGUAUGAAUGAAACUGUGAGACUGAGGACGUUAGCAUGUUGCAAGUGUGGGUGAGAAACUGACUUAAAAAGGAUGUGUGAUUUUUGUCACAUCUGUGUGUCUUUGAAGCAGCACACCUUUAGGUUACUUUUAAAGUGCGACAAAUGUUCAAAUAACAUCCCGUUUUAAAGGUGAGAACUGUUUUUAAAACAUCAUUAGCCGCAUCCAUCUGUAUUGCGGAAUGUGGUGAAACACUAAAAACAAAAUUCAAGUUUCAGCAACUUGACAGAUACAGUUUUUAACAUGGGAAAAGAAGUAAGUCGCAGCUUUAAAAUGUUUCAGAUGAAUUAAGAAGUAACAACGCUGUGCUCUGGCACACAGAUGUAGUUUUUAAUUAUGUUAGUGAAUGUAUGAGUCAUGGAUGUAAGUGUUGAGCGUAUAUUCAUAUCUCCAUGGACCUGUGACACCUGAAACGUGUGCAUGUUUGAAUGUGAGAGAGAACGUGUGUGUGUGUGUGAGAGAGAGAAAGGCAUUGCAGAAAAACAAAAUGAAGGACAACCUGAAAACUUGGACAGCUGCAAGUGGAGAAAGCUUUUUUUUUUUUUUGCCCAAGUAUGUAUGAAGAAUACCUCCACAUGUUGACCAGUUCUAUCACCAGUGGACAAGCACCGGUCAAGCAUAUCCCCCCUCACCCCCCCCCCCACACACACACAAUGUUUACCUGACUGACUGCCAGCUAACACUAACCAACAUUAGUUGUGUGGUCUGGGGGUGGUGGUGGUGGUCCGUCUCCUUCCCUUUGGUGUCUGUUACAGUAGACACAGAAGGACUUGUCUGAAAUAAUAUCAUAACUUGUAUGGCUGUUGGAUGUCUCAUACUUUCCUCUUUCUCAUUUUUCUGUUCUGAUAAUAUCAGAGCAUGGCCGCUUCAUUUCCUGGCUGUGCUGUAAGCCUUUCACUGUUCACAGAAUUGCAACAGCAACUUACAGGGAAUUAUUUUGAAUUUCCCUGUAUUGCUUUUUCCCAUCUAGUCCUACAUAUUGGUGAUUAUGAGUGAUGAUGUGGUUGAAAUGGACAAAGAUAUUUGAAAACCACACUGAGAAUUUCUCUGUCCAGGAGUAAGUAAAAUUUAAAGGAAUAGUUUGCCACUUUGAGAAAUGAGCUCGUUUGCUGUUUUGUUGAGAGUCAGAUGAGCUCUUAUGUGAAAGUGACUGCGCCCAGACAGGAAAUAAAACCAUGACAUGCCGUUUCUACACCUGAGUUUCCGAGACUUAGUGUGUUUUGUUUUGUUUUUUUUAAAACUUCAGGUGAAUUUUGUUACCUUCGCAGAGAGCCUGGCUAAUUGUGUAUCUCUGUUUGCAGUCUUUGUGCCAAGCUAAGCUAACCUGUUCCUGGCUAUAGCUUCAUACUGACUAUACAGACUCUCGUCAAGAAAGCAAAUGUGUGUCUCCUAAAAUGUCCAACUGUACGUUUAAGUCCAAAGCGCAGCUGUUGAGGAGGUUUGUGAAUAAUAUCUCUCCUCUGGUGAACACAAUCUUUGACGUUCUGGCUGGAUUUGGAGACGAUAUAGGGAGAUACAGUAGCUGCUCAGUUCACCAAGCCAGAGAGGAUCGUAUCCAUUCAGAAUAAUCUCCUUGUUUUGUCAGAAUCUGUUUGUAAUAUUGAUGAACUUGUAGUCUUACAGCACAGUUUGUUUUCCCAGCCACACUCAUUAGUCAGACUCCUUCAGCGCAUUUUUUUUUCCUAACAUUUAUGUCUUGAUGUAAUUAAUCUGAACGUGUUUGACGUAGUGUAGGGCCAUGGAUUGUUGGGCUCAAAACCAUGCGUGUCAAUGUUGUGACUAACAGUGUAAUUAAGAUCGGGUGCCAGGACAGGACAUCAUGCCUCCUUGCUCUGCCUCUAGCUCUUUAUCCUCCGUGGCCCUAAAUGUACAGGAGCUCUCUUAUGGGUGGCAGCAGGCUUUAUGUCUGACACAAGCCAUAUUUGAGCCUCUCACUGUUGGUGUGGUGCAGGUUCCACCACACACAUCUUUGCACAUCAUCACACGCGUGCACACACUCACACACACACACACACACAGACAGAACAUACACGUGCAUACACACUCAAUACAUGUACUGUAGUAUACAGUAUAUUUACACGUUUAUAUGUACCAGAUCAAGCAUGACAAAAGCAGGUCUUAGUUCAGCACUAUUGUACAAAGCAUCCAAAGUGUAAUAAGGGUAUAAAAUGUAAGUUUGUGUGUAUUCAUUAUUAUUGACUGUCUUCUAGAGGCCAGCAUUAAGGAUACUAACAUCACCUUUGAAUAAGUAGUUAAAGGCCCUAUGUGUAGAUCUGAAAAAGCCCAGGAACUGGUCUUAUGGUCGCACGCUAGCACCACUUCUCAGAUCUACACAUGGUGUCUGCUCCAUAGGAGACCAUUCAGUUUCAGUGGUAGUAGCUACAUUUUUUUUCUUUUUUUUUUUUCUCUCAAGGGAACAUGUACUAAACUAGCACUGAUCUGAUUACUCCAUUUUGGGAGUACAAGUGGAAAAGGUUACAGAACACCAUUCUCUCUCUCUCUCUCUCUCUCUCUCUCUUUCUCUCUCUUUCUCUUUCUCUUUCUCUUUCGCCCUCUGUCAUCUGUUAGAGCAGGGAAUUUUUCCAUUCUCAUCCUAUGCUUCAUGUGUCUGAUAUUUAAAUAAUGGAAAUCUGUUACCAUCUUGAACCAGGGAUCUGAGCUGUCAGGAGAAUUUGAGAGAAUUAUCACCUCUUUGAUAGCAGAAGCAGGCCUCAGCUUCUCCUGGACUUGUCACGUUAUCAGGGAAACCACUGGAUCCACCUUUCAUUCAUGGGUUUCAAGAAACAAGGUGGAAACUUGCUGUGUUAUUGAUGCACCACUAUGGUUGACGUAUAUCGUAUCUUCUGGCCCUGAAUGUUUAUUGAUGGGGUGGGGGGGUGGGGUCGAACAGUGAAAACUGUAUGCAUGUCUAUUGUGUUUUGCAGAGCAAGUGAUGGGGUGGGAUGUUAUCUCUAUUAUGUAUUCUAUGUGAGGGUAAAGCUGAACUCAUGACAUCGGAACAUUGAAGCGCUUUUUAAAAAAACAACAUGGGACGUUUAUUUGAAUUUUUUAUUGCUGAUACUAACUGAUGUAUUGUUGAGUUUCGUGCUAGAGUUUGAGCGGGGCAGCGGUGGGUGGGGGGCUGACAAUAUUAGUGGGCUGUUUAUAUGGUUACUGUACUUACCUAUUCUAUUCUUUGUAUUAUGAUUUUUAAUUUCAUGUUGCUUUUUUGAACUGAGAAUAUGAUGUAAUGAAAUUAAUUCAUGGGACUGAAUCUUGACCUUUUUAUGGACAACAAAAUAAUAAAAAAGAUCACUUAUGUACAAAAACAUGAAA
Molecule: messenger RNA, 4782 nt
Organism: Scatophagus argus
Lineage: Eukaryota; Metazoa; Chordata; Actinopteri; Scatophagidae
Gene: abhd17aa
Product: abhydrolase domain containing 17A, depalmitoylase a
Exons: 6
Coding region: 320-1402 (360 amino acids)
Biological process (GO): protein depalmitoylation
Cellular component (GO): plasma membrane; endosome membrane
Molecular function (GO): palmitoyl-(protein) hydrolase activity
Source: RefSeq, a predicted model, not a curated record